This is a messenger RNA of Anguilla rostrata (American eel), 6314 nucleotides long. RefSeq names its product sperm associated antigen 5 (gene spag5). NCBI's taxonomy places the organism in Eukaryota, Metazoa, Chordata, Actinopteri, Anguilliformes, Anguillidae. The coding region runs from base 891 to 6167 and encodes 1758 amino acids. The record is from RefSeq and is a predicted model, not a curated record. The transcript is spliced from 25 exons. Gene Ontology annotation, biological process: cell division; regulation of attachment of spindle microtubules to kinetochore.
UUUUUUAUUUAAUUUUGAGGUUUGUCGUGUUCGUUUUUUCGGUUCAUGGAAAAAAUAAUGGAACGAAUGGAAAUUACUUUACAUGUGAAUUAUUUUUAAACAAAAUAAUUACAAACUUGAACUAUUUAUUUAUUUAUUUAUUUUUCGUAUGGGGUAGGGCGGUUCUUAUGUUAGGCCUAAUUACUCAGUGGCAAUGGCCUUCCUCUCCUGGCCAAUUUUUAAAAAGAAUGUAGGUGUAAACCGUUUUCCUGACCUGUCUUGAAGAGGCGGUGUGUCAAAACGCUGCUCUUUAGCAGUUGUCUCUGACACUUACCAAAAGUUCAUCUUUCAGACACUGUCUUAGUGGUGGAAAAACUCACUAUAUAGCUAUCUGUUUACAUCCUUUUUCCAACAGUAAUCCUAAUGGCUUAAAUGGUAUUCUUCCUCGGGAAAGCAAUGUACGCUUAAGUAUUACGUGUUAAGUAUUAGGUUUGUUGCACACAGAGAUAGAAAAUACCUGCUCUUAUUCUUCCUUUACGAAUUCGGAAAGUGGCAAUGCUGGUAACCAAAAACCGGAGAAAGCACCUGGGAUACUAGAAGAAAUGCCAACCGUCCCCGGUUUCCGAUUCACACUCCGACUCGCUAGACGGCGCCAGUGCACCAUCAGCGUGGUUUACACCUAAAUAAAUUCCCGGGAAGAAGAAUGGCCUUAUACCUGACGUCACUGCCGUCUAUCCAAUAAUAUCAGAGAUGUCAUACAUUUGAAUCGACUGCUAGCGGUUGGUUUAUGGAUAGCUAAAUAGAAGCUUUCAAGUUGGCUAAUAACGUUAUACAGUCUUGAGAUCCAGUUGGCGGAUUCAUUUAGUGUUUUUUCACCCUCUUCUUACUUGUGGAGACCUUUUUAAUUCACGAUGGCUGCAAGAAGAGGGUUCCAAGCUAAUGGUGAUAUCACACCUGUGAUGAGGCCAGUCGAGAGACUACCGUUGAGAAAUCUACAGAAUGAGUUGCAUGGUCAGCAACUCACCUUGUCUGCAACUAAACUGAUGUCCAGUAAACCUGCUUUGAAAAAGAAGGGUGAACCGGUCCAGGUGGAGGAGCUGCCACAUUGCUCAUCUCUCCAUGGCACGUCCAUCGGCAAGGCGCGUCUCGUGGAUACGGAGCUCACAAAGGAGAACGGCACAGUCGUGGUGGCUGUGGAUGACGAGCCGGUCCUUCAGAAGGGCUGUCCCGAUUCCCUCAGAGCUGAGGUGAUUGACAGGGAGAUGGAGCUUCAGUCCAGGACCAGCUCUAGCACAGUGCCGGUACAGUUGGAGCACACGGAGGACAUUACCGGCAGGGUGCUGACAGAACGUGCAGGGGAGGGGGCGGACACUGUUGACACACAGGACCAAUGUGCUUCGGUGGGCUGUUUGAGUGACAGCUCGACCAGCUGUGUAACUCAACCCGCCACAGCGGACUCUGCUGUCGAACACUGCACCGAUAACAGAAUUGGGGACGUGACCUUCAAAUCCUUCCUCUGUUCUGGGGUUGAGCUGGAGAUCCCCGACGCCUCUGUUAUGACAGAAGAGACCCUCCUGCUUUUGACUCAAAGUGCGGCAGACGUGUCCAGCGGCUGCUCAUUUCAGAACGAUCUCAGUGGUCUUCUGAGCUUCUCCCAGCACUUGGACCUGGAUUCCAGUAACAGGCAUGAAGACCAUGCUUACUGCUUCCCGGAAAAGGAUGACUCCUGUUCCAGGGAUGAGCUCCUUCCUGUUGGAACCUCUGUUACGGAGCCACUGGAGCUGGAAGAUCCUCCGGGUGGCCUGGACCCUACCGGCCAAGCUCUCAUGAGUUCUGAGUGUUUGGAGACCAUGCAGGACGGUAGCUCUUCACAUCUUCUCCAAGAAAACAGCAUAUGGUCAUCUUCAGCUCUGGAACACCUUACAGCUAUGCAGAGCAUUACUGCUGACCAAUCACAAGACAAGACAGAGAAGAGUGUUUCUGCUGACCAAACACAGGACACUGCAGAAAAGAGUCUUACUGCUGACCAAUCACAGGACACUGCAGAGGCGAGUCUUACUGCUGACCAAUCACAGGACACUGCAGAGCAGAGUGUUACUGCUGACCAAUCACAGAACACUGCUGAGCAAAGUGUAACUGCUGACCAAUCACAGAGCACUGCUGAGCAGAGUGUUACUGCUGACCAAUCACAGAGCACUGCUGAGCAGAGUGUUACUGCUGACCAAUCACAGGACACUGCAGAGAAGAGUGUUACUGUUGACCAAUCACAGAACACUUCAGAGAAGAGUCUUAUGGUUGACCAAUCACAGGUCACUGCAGAGAAGAGUCUUAUGGUUGACCAAUCACAGGACACUGCAGAGAAGUGCCUUAUGGUUGACCAAUCACAGGUCACUGCAGAGAAGAGUCUUAUGGUUGACCAAUUACAGGACACUGCAGAGAAGAGUCUUAUGGUUGACCAAUCACAGGACACUGCAGAGAAGAGUCUUGGUGCUGACCAAUCACAUGGCACUACAGAGAGUAUUCUUGGUGAUGACCAAUCGCUGGCCACUGCAGAGAAGAGUCUUCCAGCUAGCCAAUCACAGGACAAGGCAGAGAAGAGUCUUUCUGCUGACCAAUCACAGGACAAGGCAGCAAGGAGUCUUACUGCUGACCAAUCCCAGAACACAGCAGAGAAGAGUGUUACUGCUGACCAAUCACAGAUCGCUGUGGUUCCGACUCUUGCUGGUGACCAAUCACAGUACAUAACAGUUCAGGGUCUUGCUGCUGAGUGCAAAGAGAGUGAAACUCCCUCAGGUUUGCAGAGGGGGAUCUCUGAUGUCACCGCUGGGCAUGCUCAGCCGAGACGCCCCGAAGGCCCUUCCUGCUUUUCUCCCUCCUGCGUGGAGACAGGAAGUCCAGCGCAGGCCAGGAGCUCCCAUCUGAGGAAACCGGGCCCCGGGGGCCCCUGGGACGCUGCAGACAGCCCUGUGGGCCCCAGAGAGAGCCGGCUGUGGAUGGGGAACCUGGAGAGCCCCAUGCCUCUGCCACAGCUCAACUCCACCCUGAUACAGUCCAUACUGGGCUCUGCCAUCGCCACACCCCAGACCACAAAGUCUAAUUCAAGGGUACUGCCUCCUCCUGCUGAGGGGGGGGCUGGCCCCCAACCAGGACCCCAGCAGGCACCUGAACACCUGACAGGCACCCAAACAGGGCACCAUCAGGAGAACCUAGGGCCACAGACACCUGAACACCUGACAGGCACCCAAACGGGGCCCCAUCAGGAGAACCUGGGGCCACAGACACCUGGUCACCUGACAGGCACCAAGUUGGGCCCCCUGCAGGAGAACCUGGGGCUUCAGGCACUUGGAGACCUGGCAGGCACCAAGUUGGGCCCCCUGCAGGAGAACCUGGGGCUUCAGGCACUUGGAGACCUGGCAGGCACCAAGUUGGGCCCCCUACAGGAGAACCUGGGGCCCCAGGAGCUUGGAGACUUGGCAGGCGCUCAGUCGGGGCCCCUGCAGGAGAGACUGCGCCAGAUGGGGGAGCUGCUCCUCCGGGCCUCGCAGAACCUGGUCCCCGCGGUGGAGCGCCACAGCGCCUCCACGUGCACGAGCCCGGUACCGGUGGCCGAGCACGGCGUCAACACCUCGGGCCUCUUCGAGCGCAAGAGGGAGUUCACUGUGGCCGAGGCCAGCACCAGCACUGACAGUCUGCCCUGGAACCUGGCCCCCGAGGCCGUGGCAGGAUACUCGCGGCAGGACCUGGAGCAGCGGCUCUUCUCCAUGCUCAUCAUGGUGGAGGCUCUGUCCCAGCAGCUGGCCUCCGCCCGAGCUCACAGAGGCCACGCCCCCCCGCCCUCCGACCUCAGAGACCGACUGGUCCAGACCGACCAUACAGAGCUCAGCCAGGGCGUGGUCUUCAGAGAGCUGUAUGUGAAGGCCCAGGAGAGGAUCCGGGCCCUGGAGCUGGAGCAGGAGCAGCAGGAGCGCCUCCUGCAGGAGCUGAGGAGCAGCAGCAGUACCAUGGCUGCUUUAGGUGCAGAAACUGAGCACGCACUGUCCAGUGUGAACGAGAUGGGCAAAAUAGCCAGUGAGGACCAGGUCAGCAUCUCUGAACAGAUGCACCGUAUGAGGACCCUGUACGGAAGGUUCCGGGAGGCUCUGAGGAGGACGGAGGAGCGGAUGCGGCGCUGCACGCAGGAGAAGCUCCUCAUGGAGCAGCAGAGGGAGGAGGCGCUGAGGACCAAGGAGGCGUCCCUGGCGGUGCUGGAGCAGCUGCAGUCUCGCCACGCAGCCCAGGUAGCCGAGCUGGAGAAGAGUGUGGGCUGUCACCUGGAGCUCCUCCCCGCGCUCUCAACCACCUACCAAGAGCAGGUGUCUUUGAAUGAAGGGUAUGUGGAGUCUCUUCAGGCUGCUGAUGAGCUCUUGAAAGACACAAUAAGCGAUCAGUCCAGGAUCUAUGAGGAGCUGAGCAAAGCCCAGUUCCUGCUCCGGCGGACCGGUCCGGUUCUGCUCAAGCUGCACCAGAAGGCUGCGGCGGCCCUGCAGGCCCACGACCUGCAGACACGGGACGCAGACCGGAUGCGGGAUGAGCUGGAGCAGACCACGUCCUGCCUGCAGGACGCCCAGCAGGAGAUAGGAGACCUGAAUCUGCAGGUCACCAUCCUCACCUCAGAGAUGGCUGUGCUCAGGCAGCGGUUGAGUGAGUUGGAAGAGGACGUGCAAGGCAGGCUGAGGGCCAGAGCUCGGCACGCUGAGCUAACGGCGUCUACCUUCUGCGCAGUGCGCUCAGGCGACUGUGCUGUGUUGUGCUGUGACCCCGCUGUGCGGCUCCUCCCCAGGCUGGAGGAGGUGCAGGGGGAGUCGUCCCGGCGCUUGGAGGAGCUGGGCGGGGCCCUGGCCGAGCGGGACGUCCAGCUGGCGCAAACGCAGAGGUGCCUGCACGAGCUCCAGACGCAGCUCUCCAGCACGCGGGUCAAUGAGUUAUUCCUGCAGAUGGAGAGCGAGGUGUCGCGGGAGCAGGUGGUGCAGAGCGAGGCGCUGGUCAAGUCCCACCUGCAGGGCCUGAGGGAGAGGAACCUGGAGUGUGAGGACCUGAGGCAGGAGCUGCGUGCGCUGCGGCUGCAGCGGGACACUCUGCAGGAGGAGGUGUUCAGCACCCAGGAGAACGCGCGCAGCUUGCUGCUGGACAUGGGGAAUCAGCUGGCCCUGGCCUCCACUGACAUCAUCCUGCUGCACCACAAAGUGUACACGCUCACCUCCGCCCUCAACACCACCCUCAGCACACAGAAGCCUGACAGCUCCUAUAAGGACACGGCCCCCCCCUCACUCGCCGCCCCCCCUCGCCACUCCGCCCGGUCGUUCGUGGACUCCAUCAUGGUGGCCGCCACCACUGAAGAGGCACAGGCAUCUGAGACGGACGAAUGCCCGUCUGCAGCUCUGGGCAGUGGAAACAGCGCUUUCACUCGCAUCCCCACCACCACCCCGAAGAAAUGCGUAGAGGAAGGGAGCGAGGUGCCGCAGUUGCUGGGGGGGCUGGGAGACGCCGUGUCCCAGCUGGUGUGCACGGUGGACCGCGUGCGCGAGCUCAGGGACCGGCAGUGUGAGGAGCUGCAGCACACAGUUUCCCGCCUGCAGGGGGAGCUGGACUCUCAGGCCGCGGUAUACGGGUCGCAGGUGGCUGAUCUGAGGGGGCAGGUGGCGCAUCUCCAGGCCCAGGUGGAGAAGGAUGCCGUGGACCUGCAGCAGAAGGCCCAGGAGGAGAAAACCUUGAGGAAACUCUGCAGUGACCUGGAUGAGAGCAGAGAACUGCACCAGCAGCAGAAAUCUGAAAAUAAAGAGCUGCGCAGAGAGCUGUCCGCGCUGCGGUCUGCCCUGCAGCAGGCGCAGGUGGAGGCGCAGUUCCUGAAGGAGGAGCUGUCAGGCGGACAGUCCGCAGGACGCUUACCGGCCCUGGAGGAGAAGGUCCGCCUUCAGAAGGAGGUGGAUAAACUGAGGAAGAGUCUGAGUGAGACCGAGGACUCCAGGAGCAAACUUCUCGAAAGGGCCAAGAGACACCAACUUGUGCUUGAAGCCAACCAGAGGAGUCUGGAGAGGGAGCUGCACAUUCUGGACCAGACGCUUGAGACUGUGAAACGGACCCUGUCAUCUAUUCCAGAAGUGGUCAAGGACUGUGAGCAGCUACAAAAACUUGUCACUUACCUUGGAUAGUGUCACAUUUUAGUUUUUUCUUUAGAUAAUCAGAUAAUUUUUAUAUGUUGUGUGUCACUUAUUAUGUAACUAAAAAUAAACAGUUGUAUAUGUGGGGGGGCAUUUUAAAUAAUAAAGAUAAUUAAAUGCAGAACCUGCAAAUACCUA